Molecule: messenger RNA, 1357 nt
Organism: Amborella trichopoda
Lineage: Eukaryota; Viridiplantae; Streptophyta; Magnoliopsida; Amborellales; Amborellaceae
Product: Calcium-dependent lipid-binding (CaLB domain) family protein
Source: RefSeq, a predicted model, not a curated record
AUAAUUCUGAAUUAGUUCGUCAGUUAUUAUUUUGGUCCUCUUCUUCCUCUGUUCUUUGCAAGGAAACAUGGUGGUUUCCUUGUAUUGUGUCGAACCCAUUUUUUUUCUCUGGUUUUCGGCUUUUUCUUACCUAAAGUGAGAUUAUAUCGGUGGGUUUUUGUUUGUGGUUCAAAGAUAUGGCAUUUCUGAAGUGAAAAAGGAAGCCAUAUCUUUUAUUUAUUUAUUUAUCUAUUUUUGUAGACCAAAUUUCUAGUUUUUUCUCUUGGUGUUUUGAAAGGAAUAGUUGGAGUUUUCUUACUUUGAAUGCUAGUUUUGCCUUCUUGUGUUUCUUUCUUUAAAUGUACACACACAAACAGAGCAUUUGUUCUGAAAUAAAAAUGGAUAGUGUAUGUGGGUUUUCUCUAUAGUUUAGAGUGACAAAUUUUUUGUUUAGGUUUUUGCAGGAGUAAUAGAUUCGUGAGUAUGAGUGGUUUUGUUUCCUUUGAUUCAAAAGGAAAACGCAUCAAGAUCCUGGUGUUUCUUAGUUGAAAUGGGAAAAAAUGCUACCAAAGCUUACAGAAAUCAAUUUGGCCCUUCAAUCAGGAAAGAUUAAGAGUGAUAGGAGGGUUAAACGAGACCCAGAUAGCUUGGUGAGAACCAUGGGGGAGGCAAUUGGGCGGUUGAAAGUCACAGUGGUGCGAGGCAAACUAUUGGUGGUCCGAGAUUUCACGAGCAGUGACCCUUAUGUGGUGGUUAAGCUCGGUAACCAGAUGGCAAAGACGAAGGUAAUUAACAGUUGCCUUAACCCUGUUUGGAACGAGGAAUUGAAUUUCUUGGUUUACAAUCCGAUCGGGACUCUAAAACUGGAGGUUUUUGACAAAGAUAGAUUUAAGGCAGAUGAUAAGAUGGGAAACUCACAUGUAGAUCUCCAGCCCCUCGCAAUGGCAGCAAGAAUGCGGAAAGUGGUGAAGGGAGAGCCAGGAAUGGAGACCAAGAUGAGGAAGGUUGUUCCAAACAAGGAGAAUUGUUUGGUGAGAGAUAGUUGUGUGAGAUAUGUUGAUGGUGAGGUUGUUCAGGAUGUGUGUUUGAGGCUGAGAGAUGUGGAGUCAGGGGAGUUAGAUCUGCAACUUAAAUGGGUUGAUGUUACUUCUCUCUCUAACAUGCCAUCUGAAAGUGUAUAGUGGUCUUCAGUGGACAAAAGGUGAGAUUAGGCUUUGGCUUUUCUUUCUCUUCGACUCCAAAUAGUUGAGAAAAGGUUUUGAUGAUGAUGACUCUCUCUCUAUCUCUGCAUUCCCUCUCUAGUGAGGGCUGCAUUCCCUCUCUAGUGAGGGCUUGUCUUGCCGACUCCAAAUAGUUGAGAAAAGACUUUGAUGAUGAU